Messenger RNA from Pteropus alecto (black flying fox), 1505 nucleotides. Its product is annotated as histone H1x. NCBI's taxonomy places the organism in Eukaryota, Metazoa, Chordata, Mammalia, Chiroptera, Pteropodidae. Gene Ontology annotation, biological process: nucleosome assembly. Gene Ontology annotation, molecular function: DNA binding; structural constituent of chromatin. The coding region runs from base 459 to 1103 and encodes 214 amino acids. Gene Ontology annotation, cellular component: nucleosome. The record is from RefSeq and is a predicted model, not a curated record. The transcript has a single exon.
CAAAAAGCACAAGUCGUAGCUGGCUCCGGACCAGGCUGUUGUUGUUCUCAACGUGGUCCGCCGCGGAGCCAUAAAAGCGGAGCGGGGCGCUCUCUCCGCCAGAGCGCACGGUGCACGCCUAGCUAUCUCUGGUGGUGCUACUGUCACCGGCAGUGGCAGCAACAGCUCCUUCGCGCCGUUUCUCGGUUCGGACCAGCUCCGUUCCGGUUUCCUCUGCUCCGGCCCAGGCUCAGGCCCAGGCCCAGGCCCAGGCCCAGGCCCAGCUCGGGACACCCGCUCCAGCCGGCCCGGUCUCCGCCCCAGCCCUGCCGCCUGGCCCCAGGCCCGGCCGCGGCCGCUCCCGCCUGGAGCCGCCGCGCGCCCCCAGCCCUCCGGCGCCCUCUCGGCCCCUCGCCUUCCUCUUCCCGGCGCGGCCUCCGGGCUUCCGCGCCCCGCCUGCCACCAACCCGCUUGCCACCAUGUCUGUGGAGCUUGAGGAAGCCCUGCCGCUGACUACCGCCGAGGGGGCGGCCAAAAAGGUGGCCAAGGCUGGCGGCUCGGCGGCGCUGUCCCCAUCCAAGAAGAGGAAGAACAAGAAGAAGAACCAGCCGGGCAAGUAUAGCCAGCUGGUGGUGGAGACCAUUCGCAGGCUGGGCGAGCGCAACGGCUCGUCGCUGGCGAAGAUCUACACGGAAGCCAAGAAAGUGGCGUGGUUCGACCAGCAGAACGGCCGCACCUACCUCAAGUAUUCCAUCAAGGCCCUGGUGCAGAACGAUACGCUACUGCAGGUGAAGGGCACCGGCGCCAACGGCUCCUUUAAGCUCAACCGCAAGAAGCUAGAGGGCGGUGGCGACCGGCGCGGAUCCCCGGCGGCCGCCACUGACCCGGCCGCCGCGGUGCACAAGGCCAAGGCAGCGGCCCCGAAAGCCGCCGGCGCCCGGCGCUCGAACCAGAAGCCCGCCAAGGGCCAGAAGCCUGAGAAGCGCUCUCACAAGAAGGGCGCCGCCUCCAAGAAGGACAAAGGCAGCAAGGCUAAGAAGGCGGCGGCGACGGCGGCUGGGGGCAAAAAGGUGAAGAAGGUGGCCAAGCCCAGCGUCCCUAAAGUGCCAAAGGGCCGCAAGUGAGCGCUCCGGCCUGCGGGGUCGGCUCAGUGUUCGGUUUUUGUACCCCAAGUGUAUGUAGUUUUGUACGGUUAGACCCUAGCCCGGGCCGCUGCGCCUGCUCUGAGUGCAGCGAGGGGCCCGGAGUCUGUCUUCCCCAUCCCCCGCCCUCCGUGGUAGCGUUUUUUUGUUUUGUUUGCUUUGGAUUUUGAAAUGGCCCUGACGACGCCCCCAUUGGCUCUUCGCCCUUGGGUUGUCGCUAUGGUUACCAGCCUCUAGGCGCCAAUGGCCAAGGCCUCUAAUCCGCCCUUUCCGACUCCCUACGCUGCCCACCUUUGGGUGUGCGACAAUCGCGCGGUGCUGCGCGGCUCUUCCCUUCAUCCCGUCAUCCUUUUGGGGGGCGCAAUAAAUUGUUCAAACCUUUGA